UCUUGCUGAGCCCAUGGCCCUCUACCUGUUGGCGACCGCUCUGCUCACCGUCUGCCUUGCAGGCGGCGGUGCGAGCAGCGACGGGCUGCAGGGCCCCGUGUUCCUGCAGGAGCCGCCGCACCGCGCAGACUUCUCCAACUCGACCGGCGUGGCGCUGCAGUGCUCCGCCCACGGGAACCCGCCGCCGACGAUCUCGUGGCUGCUGCCGGACGGGCAGCGCGCGCGCGACGUGCCGGGCCUGCGGCAGGCGCUGGCCAACGGGACGCUGCUGCUGGAGCCGUUCGCCGCCGAGGACUACCGGCCGGACGUGCACGGCGCCGCCUACCGCUGCCUCGCCUCCAGCUCCCUCGGCGCCAUCCUCAGCCGACGCGUACAGGUCCGGGCAGUGGUGAAGCAGUUCUACGAGCUGCAGGUGUACGACGAGUUCGUGGUGCUGGGCAACACGGCGGUGCUGCGCUGCCACGUGCCGUCGUUCGUGCGCGACUACGUGGCCGUCACGUCGUGGGUGCGCGGCGCCAGGGAGCGCAUCACCGCAGACGUCAGCACAGGCGGCCGGUACUCGGUGUUCGCCUCUGGGGAGCUGCACAUCCGGCACGUGACGCACGCGGACGGCGCGCUCGCCUACCGCUGCGAGGCCAGGCACAGGCUCACCGGGGAGACGCGGCUCAGCACCGUCUCCGGCAGGCUGCUGGUGACGGAGCCGCAGAGCUCGGUGCCGCCCCGCAUCACGGACUCCCGCAGUCACGUGACCGUGCGCCUCCGCGAGCCGGCGGAGCUGCCCUGCGCCGCCCAGGGCUUCCCCCUGCCCACGUACACGUGGUACCGGGGCCGCGGCGGGCAAAGCGUUGCUGUGGCGACAGACGAGCGCGUGAUCCAGGUGGGAGGCAGCCUGUACCUGCGCAGCGCCCAGCUGGAGGACUCUGGCCGCUACACCUGCGUCGUCAACAACAGCGUGGGCAGCGAGCGAGCCUCCACCUCGCUGCUCGUCACCAAGCAGCUGUCGGCCUACAUGAGCCCGCAGGUACAGGUGGUGGACGUGGGGAAGACGGCGGUGUUCAAUUGCACGACAGAUGGCCAUCCCAAGCAGUCGGUUGUCUGGCUCAAGGAUGCACAGCUGCUCACCCCCUCCAGCAGGGUGCGCCUGCUCGCCUCAGAGCCAGCUCAUAGGCUCUCAACUUUGCAGUCACAUCCCAUAACAAAAGGGAACUGA
Schistocerca gregaria is the source of this 1210-nucleotide messenger RNA. RefSeq names its product Down syndrome cell adhesion molecule-like protein Dscam2. Gene Ontology annotation, biological process: dendrite self-avoidance; homophilic cell-cell adhesion; axon guidance. Gene Ontology annotation, molecular function: cell-cell adhesion mediator activity. Bases 14 to 1210 code for a protein of 398 amino acids. The transcript has 9 exons. Gene Ontology annotation, cellular component: plasma membrane; axon. The record is from RefSeq and is a predicted model, not a curated record. NCBI's taxonomy places the organism in Eukaryota, Metazoa, Arthropoda, Insecta, Orthoptera, Acrididae.